This is a messenger RNA of Ipomoea nil (Japanese morning glory), 1234 nucleotides long. RefSeq names its product expansin-B3. Gene Ontology annotation, cellular component: extracellular region; plasmodesma. The transcript has 4 exons. Bases 137 to 925 code for a protein of 262 amino acids. The record is from RefSeq and is a predicted model, not a curated record. Lineage: Eukaryota; Viridiplantae; Streptophyta; Magnoliopsida; Solanales; Convolvulaceae. Gene Ontology annotation, biological process: sexual reproduction.
CUGUUCCGACUCUCUAACACUUACUGUCGGCACAAACAGAGCUUUCCCCCUCUCUCUCUCCUCUCCCGCCUAUACAUACACUACGUAUAUACGUAUAUACCGGUUUUCUAUAACCUACAUUUCCCACCAAAACAUCAUGGGAGGUCGGCAUUUUCGUUUUGCCGCCACCUGCUUUUUGGCGGUGGUUUUGGUGGCCGCCGCCGGCCCUCUCCGACGGGUGGAGGACCCACAUUGGUAUCCCGCCGCCGCCACUUGGUACGGCAGCCCUGAAGGUGACGGCAGUGAUGGAGGCGCGUGCGGGUACGGGACAAUGGUGGAUGUGAAGCCGUUCAGGGCGAGGGUGGGGGCGGUGAGCCCGGUGCUGUUCAAGGGCGGCGAAGGCUGCGGCGCCUGCUACAAGGUCAAGUGUCUGGACAGGUCCAUAUGCUCGAGAAGGGCAGUGACGGUAAUUAUCACUGACGAGUGUCCUGGGUGCGCCAAUGACAGAGUGCAUUUCGACCUCAGCGGCGCCGCUUUCGGCCGCAUGGCCGUCACCGGCAACGGCGGCAGCCUCCGUAACCGCGGUGAAAUCCCCGUCAUUUACCGCCGGACACCGUGCAAGUAUCCUGGAAAGGAUAUUGCCUUCAAAGUGAACGAGGGCUCGACAGAUUUCUGGCUUUCGCUCUUGGUGGAAUUUGAGGAUGGAGAUGGCGAUGUUGGAUCCAUGCACAUCAGACAGGCGAUGUCUAAUGAGUGGCUGGAGAUGACGCAUAUAUGGGGAGCCAACUGGGUGAUUAAUGGUCAAGGGGGAGGGGCUUUACAGGGACCAUUCUCAGUAAAGCUAACCACACUCUCAACCGGAAGGCUCCUGUCUGCAAGAGAUGUGAUUCCCAGGAACUGGUCUCCAAAGGCCACUUACACUUCUCGCCUUAACUUCCACAUAUGAUAUAUCCAAAAGUGUUUAAUUUGCCAUUAUGGGUGGGUCUGUAUUUGUUGUUUUUGAAGAAAGGGUCGCCAUUGGAGAGCAUUAAAGAAGAAUCCAAUGCCCCCCCUUUUUUUUACUGGUUAAUGUACGUUUUAAUUUACAGUAGCCCUCUCCAAAGGAGAGUGAGCGCUCUGAUCAUCAUGUGUUGUUUACCAGCUAUAGUACGUACCACGUACAGUUACAGUUGUUUGUUGGGUGAGAGUUAAGGUUGUGGGUCCUCUUGUUUUUGGACUAAUGAAUGUUAUCCACUGUUUCCCUUGUUCUUUGUUA